This is a messenger RNA of Rotaria sp. Silwood2, 651 nucleotides long. The record is from the annotation of a GenBank genome assembly. NCBI's taxonomy places the organism in Eukaryota, Metazoa, Rotifera, Eurotatoria, Philodinida, Philodinidae.
AUGAAUGAUCAAUUAUCGGAUUUUACUCGUCUUUUAUACGGUGAAAAUUAUCGUCAAGGUCGUUCAAGACCUGCAUUGUCUAUUAGUGCUAUUAAGGAUUCAAAUACAUAUCUUCUUGGUUCACUUCUUGAACCUUUUAGUUCUCUUUAUACACUUCUUGUUGAUUCAUCAUCAUCUUCAACUCGUAGUGAAGAUCUUGAUCUUGAAUCACGUCUUGUUCAUUCUCUUAUUAAUGAACUUGUUUUACGUAUAUCACUUUCAUCAAUAUUUAUUAUAACACCGCAUCGAAUGCAACGUUCUACUAUUCAAAAAAAACUUAAGAAUAAUCAAUUUUCAAAUGUUCAAAUAACAUGUGAUACAGUCGAAAGAAUGCAAGGCAAAGAAGCUCAAUGUGUUAUACUUUGUAUGUUAUAUAGACAAGGUGAAAUACUUGAAAAUGAAUUAGAUUUUAUUUAUAAUCGGCAAAGGAUUAAUGUUAGUAUAACACGUGCACAACAAUUAUGUAUACUUAUAACAUCUCAGUUAUUAUUUAAUCAACCGCCAUUAGACUUAUUUGUUAAUGAUAAUACAAGAAAUGCUUAUACUUUAUUAUGUAAUUAUAUUAAUAAAUCUAUUAUACAAUUAUUAGAUAAACAUGGUAAUAUUAAAUAA